Messenger RNA from Paracoccidioides brasiliensis Pb18, 339 nucleotides. RefSeq lists its product as uncharacterized. Bases 1 to 339 code for a protein of 112 amino acids. The record is from RefSeq and is a predicted model, not a curated record. The transcript has 2 exons.
AUGUCGCCUUGGAGGGCGGACCAUCCCAAGGUCCGCUUCCACAACUUUUGGGAGGAUUUGGAUCCGCGUUAUCCCCGAGCAUGCGUCGUCGUCGGGUAUAGGACGGAGAUGUUCACCCAUUCCCGCUCCAAGGGCAGACAGAUCGCAACAUUGAAAUAUGCCGCCAGUGAGGCAGAUUUCGGUGGCACACCAAUAUAUCGAAUAGAGGAGAGCGAUAUGGCCCCCAACCCGAUACUCGAACGUGCUUUUAAUAGCAGAGCUCUCGGUGGAACUUCAGCUUCCAUACUUGGCAAUAAUUUUGACUCAGAUAUAGAGAAGAGGGCGAAGAAAGUUCUGUGA